AUGUCCUCAUCCAACACCACUACAACCAAAAAACCCAAACCCAAAACCCAACCUCAAUCCCAACCCCAAGAAGAGAGACCCCAUCUAUCCGCCAACUUCGCCAACCCAUCAUCGCAGAGAAUCGACUAUGAUCAUGAAGUCUACCUCCAUUUGAUGUCCGGUGAUGAUGGUGAUGACACCCGCAAGGACAAGAACAGAAGCAAGACGCCAAAUCAGGUGUAUAGAGAGAAUAUCGUACGGAGACAUACGACUCGCGCGCUGGACCCGGCAGUCGUGGAUCCUAAUGCGCAGAGGGAUCCGAGUCCCCUUGAUUUGGAGUGGGCGGAAAGUCAGAGGGUUAGGGAGAGGUUGGUGGGGAACUAA
Molecule: messenger RNA, 363 nt
Organism: Aspergillus niger
Lineage: Eukaryota; Fungi; Ascomycota; Eurotiomycetes; Eurotiales; Aspergillaceae
Exons: 2
Coding region: 1-363 (120 amino acids)
Source: RefSeq, a predicted model, not a curated record